AUGUCUUUCUCUCAAUCUUCCUGUAAUAUCAAACUCGAAAACCGGGAUGGCAAGACCUUUCUCUCACGUGAGGCCGAAAGCGAGUCAGGCAACGUGAGAUAUACCGAAAUUGAACUCGAUGAGAGGAUUGGGAAUCAUGAGGGUUUCUUUGAGCUUGGGUCGAAUUUCACCCAGACUGCAAGAAACGUCUACUUGGAAUCCGAUGGCCACGUCCCGUAUCUGAAGGCCGAAUUGCAAAUGGGUAGUGGAAAUUAUCGCGACCGUAUUGAGAGCAUAAAUCUCGACGAGUACAUUGGUAACGAUAACGGUGUGAAUAAUCGAUUCGCCUUGCUGCAUAGCCAUGCGAGCGUCUUAGAUGAAUUGAAUGAAGGUCUUUUACAGCUACUCGUUCCAUUAUAA
Molecule: messenger RNA, 399 nt
Organism: Aspergillus pseudonomiae
Lineage: Eukaryota; Fungi; Ascomycota; Eurotiomycetes; Eurotiales; Aspergillaceae
Product: CVNH domain-containing protein
Exons: 3
Coding region: 1-399 (132 amino acids)
Source: RefSeq, a predicted model, not a curated record